AUGCAACGGUAAUCGCAGUCGCCGCAUUGGGCAGCAUCACCAUCAGUAUCCAUGCAAUCUUGACUAGACGUCUGAGGUUUGGAUUGAAAUCCAUCUCUGAGAUGUUUGAAGCCGCUCGAUUGCUCGAUCGCAUUUCGGCACCUGCGAAUCAAGGACCCAAUGCCUUUCCGGUGGACGACACUUUGCACUUUGACCAUGGGGUGCGUGCUCGAGUGACUAAACAUGUCGCUUUGUACCUCCAUACUGAGGCAGCUAUAGCAUAGAUCAACUUGAUUACGGAAGUUUUCCAUAAUGCAUUCGAGGCAUAUGAUUCUGGGACCACUUAUCUGAACGUUGCGGCAAUAGUCACAACAAGCGUUAGAAUGUAUGACCGAGUUGCGCACAGUAACUUUCGCCAUUGAGCGAUAGAAGCGAACGUCUUGAGGAAGCAGAUUCUUCUCCAUGUUCUCUAGCUCCUGUGCUUCAUCCU
Molecule: messenger RNA, 469 nt
Organism: Serpula lacrymans var. lacrymans S7.9
Lineage: Eukaryota; Fungi; Basidiomycota; Agaricomycetes; Boletales; Serpulaceae
Exons: 2
Source: RefSeq, a predicted model, not a curated record